This is a messenger RNA of Aspergillus wentii DTO 134E9, 2106 nucleotides long. Its product is annotated as putative salicylate hydroxylase. Gene Ontology annotation, molecular function: monooxygenase activity; FAD binding. NCBI's taxonomy places the organism in Eukaryota, Fungi, Ascomycota, Eurotiomycetes, Eurotiales, Aspergillaceae. The record is from RefSeq and is a predicted model, not a curated record. The transcript is spliced from 6 exons. The coding region runs from base 1 to 2106 and encodes 701 amino acids.
AUGAGUUCAGAUCAUACGAAUGGAAUGUCUAAAAAGGGUCUUCGGGUCCUCAUUGCUGGUGCAGGAAUCGGCGGUCUGACACUAGCUAUCGCUUUGCGUCAACAAGGACAUCGUGUCGAGUUAUUUGAACGCUCUCGCUUUGCCAACGAGGUAGGGGCUGCCAUUCACUUGUCUCCAAACUGCAACGCCGUGCUUCAACGUCUGGGGAUCGAUGCUACUCAGUUCGGUGCCGUGGAAACAGAAAAGCAUCGUGCAUUUAGCCCUGCGGGCGAGCCAGAGAAUAUCCAAGAUAUCAAACAAAAUGCGGGAUUAUGGCGAUACCCUUGGUUGCUCGUCCAUCGCGCCCGUUUCCACGAAGGCCUCAAAAAUGCCGCUCAAGCACCAGGGCCCGGCGUUCCAGCGCAGCUCCACACCUCGAGCCAGGUCGUUGACGUCGACCCACACCAGGCUACUAUAACCCUCAAGAGUGGCGAGGUGGUCCAGGGUGAUGUUGUCAUCGGCGCAGAUGGUGUGCAUAGCAAGAUCCGGUCGAAACUGCCCGGUGCUAGUGAGAUCGUGCCAUUCAGCUCGGGAAAGAAUGCAUUCCGCUUCCUCAUUACUCGCAAAGAGGCCCUGGAGGAUCCAGAAACCCGAAUGCUAGUUGAAGACCUGGGCUCAGUUGAUAUGUGGGACAGUCCAGAUCGACGAGUGGUCAUCUAUCCCUGUUCAAACAACGAGCUACUCAAUUUCGUGUGCGUCCAUCCUGACACCAUGACCACGAUUGAGAAGGGUUCCGAGUGGGACCAGCAAGUGGGCAAAGAAACCCUGCUAGAGGUUUUCAAGGAUUUCUGUCCCCAGGUGUGCAGGAUACUCGGGAAAGCGGAUUCUGAGACCUUGAAGCUGUGGCCCUUAUUGGACAUGGAGACACUUCCAACCUGGGUGGAAGAUCGCAUGGCCGUCAUGGGUGACGCAGCUCAUCCAUUUUUGCCGUAUCGUGCUUCCGGGGGUGCGAUGGCCAUUGAGGACGCUAUGUCCUUGUCUGUAAUGCUAUCCGGUGACCUUGACCCUAAGGAGAUAUCGGAGAGACUCAAGCUGUACGAGAAGGCUCGGCACCACCGUGCAACAACCAUACAGCAAAUGACGCGCGAUUCUUCUCACGGACCUCUUCCACCGGCACAGUCGAUGGCCAUGAUCAGCUAUAUCUUUGGCCACGACGAAUUCGACCACUCCACCCAGGUCCUGCGGAAACAUCUCUGGGCCCAGAAUCCUCACAUGUAUUGGAGACAGCCAAUUGUUUUCGGGCCAAUGCCUGGCCCUCGGCAGGAUUUUUACGGCCAGGAUCGUGCCAGGAAGUCGCUGAAAUCAACCUUCAAGACAGCAUCAAUCAAGUUCAAGACCAGCCGGACGCUGCUUCAGAAUCUAUUUCCCAAUGACUCAUACAGCUUCAUUAGCCCCAGCACAUAUGCAUAUGCCAGCUUUUCGCAGACAACGCUCGACCACAUGGACUGGCUUGGUGGUGGUGGUUAUCGCCACAUUGGGCUGUACAUUCAUGGCGUGCAGUACAAAAAAGCCAGUGGCGAUGUUAUCAAAGGCACCUACAUGCCGAUCUUAUUUGAAAAUUUGGCCGAUCCCAUAGUAUCUGGUCGUGAGGAGCUUGGAAUGCCAAAGCUGUACACCGCCAUUGAUUCUUUUCAGCGCAGCCAUUCGUACGAUCUCCAGACAAGCUGGCAGGGGGCUGUCUGGGGGCGCUUUCACUGGGAAGAUCUCGAGGACAAGGAUCCAGAAAGUGAUAAGGGCACUAUUGGCGGUGAAGCGGAUGACGGAAUCCUGGUCUACCGAUACAUUCCCAAGGUUGGCCGUGACUGCAAGGGUCAAGCCGAAUCUGAGUACCCUGUGUUCGUACCGCAUGCACAGGACUCGAAAAUCGUCCCAUCUAAGGUGACUAGAGUUCGUACGACCAGCAAGGCUUCUUUUGAAAUUGACGGCCUAGAUUGGGAGUUAUUGCCAACUCUACACCACGUGAUUAGUCGUUUAGGGGAGAUCCCGGUGGAUGAUAUUGUGUAUGGGAAAGUAGUGGAGGGCGAGGGAGUGCCAGACGUGUCCAGUGCAGUUCGAAUCAUGGACUGA